Lingula anatina is the source of this 4722-nucleotide messenger RNA. RefSeq lists its product as uncharacterized. Gene Ontology annotation, molecular function: protein kinase activity; ATP binding; protein binding. Gene Ontology annotation, biological process: protein phosphorylation; signal transduction. The record is from RefSeq and is a predicted model, not a curated record. NCBI's taxonomy places the organism in Eukaryota, Metazoa, Brachiopoda, Lingulata, Lingulida, Lingulidae. Gene Ontology annotation, cellular component: plasma membrane.
GAUUAACAAAAAAAAGAAAUAACGUACAUAUUUUGGCAGGACACUUAAUUACAGUCUAACUAGUACAAAAUGUUUCGGUAGGACACUUGCACCCGAGGAUCAAGCGGAGCAAGGACCGCAAGGAUCGCUUUUUAGCAGUGGCCUUUCAAACAGACGGAAAACACAGUUUUUUUCGACGUAUUUCCUCCUUCAUUAAACUAACUCAAAUUUAACAUCGCAGUGCACUUUUAAACCGAGAGGUAUAAAAAAAUACAUCUCUAAUUUCUAAGACGCACAACAACACAGGCACUGUGACGUCACGCAGUAAUUAGGUCACCACCAUGGCUGGCCGGCAGGCUGGCGAAGAAGCUCCGCGAUAUGUCCCAGAUAUACCAUAUCCAAUUCGACUAAAACUGUGUAGAGCACUCGACGCCGAUAAAGGAUGGGAAGAUCUAGCUGGGGAUCUCCAAUAUGCACUGACAGAUAUACUGCUAUUCAAUAACGCCUACAUGCGUCCAGGCGGGAGCCCGACCAACGAACUGCUGACAAGCUGGGGACAUCGAAAUCCUUCCAUUAUAACCCUAUUUAAACUGCUGGCAAACCAUAGACGUUGUAGAGAGAUGCAACUGCUGAAAGAUUUAGUGCCAGAAGAGUACCACCGCCUAAUGGACGAAGACUUCAGUGGGAAUUUGUUUGAGAGGAGCGACAGCAGUCUAAGCAGAUGUUCCAAUAAAAGUUUUGAUGAAAACCUUCCUUUGCCGCCACAGAAUGUGGAAAAUGAUGAAACCUUGGACUACACCUACCAUAAUGUAGGUCAGCCAGCGUCAGCUCAGUCACUACAAAAUGGCUACCACAAAGACAACCGAGACCAGAACAUGAAUGAAGACAAGCUGAAAGAUAUAUCUUACGAAAAUGAAAAAUCCAUCAAAGACAUGCUGUCGCCUCUCUUCAGUGAGGCUCAGCCAUCCUAUCCUUGUCACCCAAAUAAGAAUGCACACCAGAUGAGAAAAAUGCACCCGCAGUCGCAAGAAAACGAGGAGUUAGACUACGAGAAUGCACUGCCAGUGAUGAAGAACAGGGUUCUCCCUCACGAGCCUCAGGAGUCUGAGUGUGACUUCACUGAACCCUCCACGGGUUAUACACAGAGGCAGUCACCCCAGUCCAUUCAGUCUGUGGGCAGCGAGGGGUCGUCUCUGUCCUGCCCAGAAGAAGCCAAGAAGUAUGAUAAACUGACCCAGUUUGCAUACUCAGUCACCCCACAUUUCUCCUACAAAGAGAUAGUGGGCGCCACCGAUGGGUUUGCAGACCACAACCUUCAAGGAAAAGGAACAUUUGGAGAAGUGUACAAAGGCACUCUGAGGAAGACGGCAUUUGCAAUCAAAAGAUUAUUACAGCAAAGACAGUUUGAAGGUGAGCAAGCACGCCAGAGACACCAUCAUAUGGAGAUUAAGUCUUUGCUCAUGUAUCGCCAUGACAACAUAGUCCAGCUGAUUGGCUACUCUCUGGAUGGACCAGAAGUUUGCCUUAUCUAUCAGUUUAUGGUCAAUGGCUCCCUUGAAGAUAGGCUGGCCUGUAAGGAUGGCACUAAGCCCCUUUCCUGGCACCAAAGAUGUUCCAUAUUGAAAGGAGCGGCACGGGGCCUCCAAUACCUACACACUGCCCUGGAUAAACCUCUCAUUCAUGGGGAUGUGAAGAGUGCAAACAUACUGCUGGACAAACACUACGAGGCCCGUAUUGGGGACUUUGGAAUUGCUCAAGAGGCUCAGAAGGGGAGUGAGGGGAAAUACACUCACAUUACACAGCAAGAUGCUGGUAUAUUUGGCUCUCUGGCAUAUGCGCCCCCUGAAUUCCUUCGUAACUACCAGUUGUCAGUGAAGGGAGAUACUUAUGGCUUUGGAGUGGUUAUUUUUGAGGCAUGUUCUGGAAAACCACCAUUUGAGGAAAAAGAACACAAAGGGAGACAAAUGACAAAAUAUUUGAAAGAUCACAUGGGAGAAGUUUUGGACAUGGUGAAUGAUGACAAAGAGUUGCUGAAAGAAAAAGACCACAAAGCUGCUAAUUGGCCAGAUGACAUAUUUGUUGAGCUCAUGAAGCUGGGUCAUUACUGCAUUAUGCCCAAGAAGAAAGAGAGGCCUGAAAUGUCAGAGGUUCUGAAAAGUUUAGAAGAUGUAGAGCUGAAUGUUCAAAAAGAGAAAUACUUCCAACACAGGAGGUCUUCAAAGGAGGAUGAAAAACCGGCUUCUUCUCACAUGUCAUAUGAGGACACUUCAAGGUCUUUCCAAAUGGACCACCAUAGUUACGUGAACCCAGAGAAAAAGCUUCAGGAAGUUCCAGACUAUGUAAAUGAGAGCAGCAUUACAAAGGAUGCAGAUGACCCAAAUUUUUUCUACAGUGACCCAAAGAAAUUGGCCGAAAUAGAAAAGUUUGAUCAGGGCAAUAUUUCACACUCUGCAGAUGAUGAACGUUUUUUGGCCUAUGAUAAAAAGAAAAUUGGAGAAGACACUGUAGGUGGCAGCACAGGAGGUGGUCCACGCAGCAUGAGCCCUCUUGAAUUGCAAAAACAGUAUGAUGUUGCAAAGGAAAAAGAGACCCAGUCUGGAAAUUUUGUUACAGCUGAAAAACGGCCUGGUCUUUUGAGAACUUAUAGUCCAUUACAACUCCAAAUGAGUUAUGAUGCUAUGAAGCAACAUGGAGGUGCUAAGUCACUUGACGGACACCUGCAGGAGAAAAUUGAAAAGAAGGCCACGGAAAAUUCUGUCCCCACUUCACUGCCUGCACAGCCUCUCAAAGAUGGACGAAAGUUGGAAGUUGAACAUUAUGAGAAUAUCCCUGUACACCAUGACUAUGAAAACAUCCCAAAUUUUAGUGAAAUUCAGUUCAGCCAGCAGGGGGCAUCACAGUCACCCCAACCAAGACAGUCCACAGCCAAUUGCACUCCUGCUGAAACAACUAACAGAUCAGAAAUGGCAGUUGAGGAAGUUAUGCCACGUAAGAAAAAACUACCCAAGGCAUUUCAGCAGUAUUAUGACGAGGUUGCUGAAUUGCAGAAGGAAGUCGAAAAUAAAGAUGCCAAUGUGUUCUUUGCUGGUCUUGAGCAAAGUCAAAAUUUUCGGUCACAGGCUGUGGGGGAUAACCCAGAAUAUUACAACGAGGUUUGCCUCCAGAUGGCACUGCAAGAGCACCAAGAAAGCCAAAGUCAAAUAGGUGACAUUCAACAAUUUGAAACACGAGACACUGCUGUUGUGCAAAAGGAGGACAGCCAGCAGAGAGACACUGAUUUUGCAGAAAAGAAAAGUGAGAUUUUGGCCACAGAUUCUACCCUGGCUGAAGCCCAGAGCAUGGAGCAUAUUCAAGAGCAUGUAAUCAAAAGUGGGGACAAAACUGCCAUUUCACAGCAUCAUCAUUACACCAGCUGCAUAACAGAGUAUGUUGCAGAUGAGGGAUAUGUGCAAAAUCCUGCUUUGGGCUUGGUACAUUUUCAAGAUCCAGAAUUGGGCUUGGAGUGCACUCAGCCAAGGUUGGGUUCGCCAGCAGAUAUUGUGGAAAAUUUGAGACAGAGAAAAGAAGCACUCAUGCAGUCGGUGCAGAAAGACUUACCAUCGGUUACUGAAGACAUGGCACGUAUGACUGUCAAAACCAACACAACCAACACACCUUGAAAAAAAUAUUUUUAUAGGACUAUAUUUAUCUGCAUUUUGAUGUGAGAGCAGCAUUUAGAGGCGGGUCUUGGAUUUUGGAAAACUGUGUGUGUGUGUGUGUGUGGUGAGGGGGGAGUAGAAAAGGGGAUGCCUUCAAAGCUUAGCAGAAGGGAAGGAUGUACCUGCUGUGUCCCUUACUCCCCCCUCCCCCAAGCUACCACUGAGUACAAAGAUGCUUCUAAUGAACAGAACAGAGAUACUAAAUGCUAUAUUGGUGCUUUUGCUUUUAUACAGCUAUCUAAUGAAGAAUCUUAUUUACAGGUUAUUACCUUAACUGUGAAUAUAUAUAUAAUAUUAUAUUGUUGAAUGUAUUGUUUAUUUUUCUUAGAAAGAUGUCUGUAAUAUUUUGAUAUCACUGUAAUGUUGAAAAUUAAUAAAUUGAUAAUAAUGUGAUAUCAUUUUAAUGUAAGAUGAUUUUCUUGAGCAAUAAGUGAAGAUCAUUGACAUGAUGUAGUUCAAGCAAUAAAACUUCAUAGCCUGAUUUAUUCAUACUUUAAUAAUUGAAACAUUUAGCCAUGAUCAUAGUAAAAGGAUUACCUUUUAAGUUAAUAGGUUUAAAUAUAUUGCAACUGUUUUAAUUAUAACUGUUACUCUGAAUUGAUGUUUUAUAUAUGAUUCCUGAUAAUUGAAUGAUAUAAUUGUUAAGGAGUAGAUGUGGGGGAAUUUGAUUGAAUACUUAGGAUUUAUGAAAAUUUAGACAAAAAUUGUCAGUUGUCAUAAUUUAGUUGUUGACAACUAACAUUCUGAUGUGUCACAAGUGCUUGUUAGUCUGAAAAUAAUCCUAUCCAACAAAUCUUAGAUGACUUAAAAAAAAACCUUGGAUCCUCUUUCAGAACUUUAGUCUGAAAGUUGGUAUUAGCUAUUAUGCCAAAAUUUUAUACUUGUUCAGUUCAGGAUAAAUUGGUAAUAGUCAAAUGUUAUUAUUAUUACAUUGUAGUAUUGGUCUUAUACAUGAAACAUUUUCCUUGUUAUAAGACGGGUCCAGCAUGUCAUUCAAGUGAAUUACUACUGAUUAUUAGUAUAGGGCAAAGAAGACCUACAUUUU